AGCUUACUGGGAGAUAUCGCGCGUGGGCGGCAUGACAGACCAACACCAUGUCCUGACCGGCCGAGAUGUGCCGGAAGGAAUGCAGAUGAAGCACCUCCGCUGGGUCCACAUGGUCGCGCAGAGCCUCAGGAUAGAGGAGGCGCUCAGCCUGUCGCUACUCGACCUGAACCGCACCGGGCGCAGAGUCGGUGCCAACGCGAGUGCGACCUGGAUCAAGUGCAUCGACUGCGACCUGAGGCUGGCCUACUGGAGUCGACCAAAGAUCGAGGUGCAGCCCCACCUCCUGGCGAUCAAGGACGACCCGAACCAGAGCAGCGCGGCGAUGCCGAACAUCCGCCGCUACAACAAGGGCCAGGACGACAGGAAGGAGCUCCUGAUCAAGCUGAUCAAGACCGACACCUCCAAGAGUCCGGCCGCGGUGAAGGUGCUGGUCCACUCGGAGGCCACGUCGAGGCCUUCAUGCGUACCGAUGCAGGUGGACGAGCUGGCACAGGCAGAGCGGAAGAGCCGACCGAGGACAUCGGAGAGUACCCUUGCAAAGGAUAUGAAGGAGCUGAAGGGCGCAAUUCUGCAGCAGAACGAGUACAUCCAACAGCACAGCCAGGCUCUGCAGUUCCUCAUGCAGCCCCACCUGGCCCAGAUCCAGCAGUGCCAGGAGGCAGCGGUCACGACGGCGAUUCCGGGCACGCCGCGCCAGGCCGACAAGUGGGAGGUGAUCGGUCAGCCAGUCUCCCAGUCGCCGGCGCCGGAGAUGCCGAUCGCAGCGGAGAAGGAGUCCUAG
Messenger RNA from Prorocentrum cordatum, 781 nucleotides. Lineage: Eukaryota; Dinophyceae; Prorocentrales; Prorocentraceae. The record is from the annotation of a GenBank genome assembly.